Messenger RNA from Sphaerodactylus townsendi, 3805 nucleotides. RefSeq names its product transmembrane protein 240 (gene TMEM240). The transcript is spliced from 5 exons. The record is from RefSeq and is a predicted model, not a curated record. Lineage: Eukaryota; Metazoa; Chordata; Lepidosauria; Squamata; Sphaerodactylidae. Bases 1 to 753 code for a protein of 250 amino acids.
AUGGUCAAAGGUCUGGAAUCCAUUUCCGAUGAGGAACAGCUUGGGGAGUUAGUGGGGGGCCCUACCUUCUUCCCCCUCUCUGGACUGCAGCUCGACUUGAAAACCUUGUAUGUGACCAUCUCUGACCUCUGCAGGAAAUCUUGGCAGCAUCCUUUCCUCUCUUUUUUCAUCUUGGGCAGGGGGCCGGGGGGUGGGCUGGGAGGGAGUGUCGCGGCUGUCCAUUUGCAGCGGAUGCCCAUGAAUGCAAACACCAUGAUAUUUAUGAUCCUGGGGGCCUCUAUUGUUAUGGCAAUCGCGUGCUUGAUGGAUAUGAACGCACUCCUGGACCGAUUUCACAAUUAUAUCUUACCGCAUUUGAGAGGUGAAGACAGAGUUUGCCAUUGCAAUUGUGGGAGGCACCAUGUCCACUACGUCAUCCCGUACGAUGGAGACCAAUCCGUGGUGGAUUCUUCAGAGAAUUACUUUGUGACUGACAAUGUAACCAAGCAGGAAAUUGACCUGAUGCUGGGACUUUUGUUGGGUUUCUGUAUAAGCUGGUUCCUGGUGUGGAUGGAUGGGGUGCUGCAUUACGCUGUGCGAGCUUGGAGAACAAGUCGACGGUAUGACAAUUCGUGGUCUUGGAUCCCGAAAUUUUGUAACUUCAAGGAAUUCAGAAAACGUCACCACAGGCAGUACGAAGAGCCUACUGGAAACAUGGUACAUAUCAAACAGAAGCUGUAUCAUAACGGGCAUCCCAGCCCCAGACACCUCUAAAAAACCCAAGACUUAUGAGGGGUGGUAGAACAUGCCUUUGCCAUUGGCCGAGAGGAACGUCUGUAUGCCCGUUCCUCGACAGAUGCCCGCAAAGGACUUCCUGUUACUUCCCCACACGGCGUGUCCUCACGACACGCAGAGAAUGCACAAUUUACCCGUGUCCCUGAUGCAAGGCACUCAAGACGUUGCACUGUGGUUACCAUUUUAUUGGUGGACUUGUGUAUAUAUGUAAAAACAAACCAGAUAAAUCAAACAGAAAGAGAAUUUGCAUUGUAUUUCCAAUCCCAUCUUCUUCGAAGGUGUCCUGCAAAUGGCGAUGUUUCCCCCCUCUGGUUCGUUUUUGUUUGGAAAUCUGUCGUUGUUCCGGGUCGUCUUAGGUGAGUCCAGCCGGAAGGGGCGUUGCUUAGCGUUUUGAGAACUUUUAAAUUGCUCUCCAGUUGUCUCCGAUUCCCUCUCCCCGAAGUCCUUUCCGGUGUUAGGGUGUCUUGUUCCAAUGCAGAUUUGGUUUUGAGUUUCAUGCCAUUCGGUAGCUACAAUCUCUAUCUUGUCCCAUUUCAAUUGCUGUUGGAACCAGGUUGGUAGAUUGUUUUUUUCUUUUCCAUUUCCUUUUCUGUUUCUAAAACAAAUGGGAUGUGUAGAUUCCCCCGCCUGAAUCUGCUGUUUCUCAAGGACCAACCAAUACUGUUGUGCCACGUAAAAUUUAGCAGUUCACAGGUUGGAUGUAAGUAAGGCAAUAUUGCUCGGGCAUCACAUUGGUGUUAUUCCACUGGCUCUGGUGGAAAUGCAGCAAAGUUGGUUUCCGUGUCUCUUUGUGAAUGCUCCGGAGUCUGUGUCGACCCAUCACAUAUUCCCUGUCUUGAGAAUUAUUACCCCUUUUAUAUAUGUUGCAUUGCUAAAGCGUUAGUGACCGAGUCUUGAAAACCAAAAGACAUUUUGUGAUUACUUGCUCCUUGCCCGUAGAACAUAUAACAGGAGUCUCUGGUGACCGGUAGCUGAUUCUCCAAACCAUCUCUUACGUGAUGCAGACACCAAAGAGUUAACUUCUUGGAUGUGUUGGCUGGUCUUAUGAAUGGUUCAACAUGCUAUGUAACAGAGCUUCUUAGGUCAACCUAGGUUUGAGAAGUUUCUCCAAACCAUGGUGGGCUGUGAUCUUGGCUUGCUCCAAUACAAUUCAAAUCAGAAGGGCCCUGCUGGACCAGACCAAAGGUCCAUCUUGUCCAGCAUACUGUAUCCUGUGAUGCCUAACCAAGUGCUCUUGGAAGGCCUACAAGCAGCUCAUAGAGGCCAGAGCCUUCCUUAGUUGCUGCCUUUCCAUAACUGCUGUUCAGAAGUGUUCUGCCUCUGAAAAUGGGGAGGUUCCAUGUAGCCAUCAUAUCUAAGAGCCAUCGAUGGACCUAUCUUCCAUGAAUAGAUCUAAUCUUUAAAGCCAUCUAAGCUAGUGGCCAUCCAUUACAUCUUGUGGCAGAGAGUUCCACAUGUUAAUUACCUGUCGUGCGCCAAGGAAGUCUUUGUGCAAGUCAAGAUCAUAGUUCAUCAAGGGCUGGGAAUGGAGGGUCUGGACAGACAGGGAGGAGUUAGUGCCCUCAAGUGUUGGAGCGUUUGCAAGACCUCCUUUCUAAAACCCACUCCCAAAGGCUAACUCUUCUGUAGUCUCACCAUGUUAAAAGACCCAUUGUUUGAAUCAACCCUGAUGUUGUACAUGAUGGGGUAAUUCUGUCCGCCCUCCCCCAAUAUUGUUGCGUAUCUAUCAACUCACUAUUUCACCCAAAUAACCCUUUAUUUUAAUGCAAAUGAUUUAAAAUGCAUGAGGUGCGCUGUGCCUUUAAGAUCAACAGGCAGAGGAGAUUCUGUGCCCUUCCUCUUAAAGGGAUACAGUACAUUGCUAAAAGUAAAACUUCAAACUCUUGAUGGUGAUGGGACCUCUAUAUCUUGAAGAGCUCAGUGCUAGGGCAGAGUAACAGGUGCAGAGUCUUCCUUCAGCCUUUGUGGAAUAAAAUAAGCUACACCUAUUGAAUUUCUGCUUGCCAGGUAGCUAUUAAAGGCGCCAGAGAGUGGAGAAGCUCUAAUCUAUGUUUUUACAGGCAUCAUUCUCCCCCUCCUCAUUUAUUUAAUAAUUUGAUUUUUUAAAAAGAGAAAUCAAUUAUAUCCUGCCUAUUUUAUAUAAACUCUAGAUGGCUUACAAUUAAACUAAAAUAAUCAAGUGGAAUUGCAUGCAUGCAUUAGGGCAUAAUAAUACAUGUACUGAUAAGGAACAACCUAGCCAAACAAUAUCAGGGUAAGUCACUGUUGCUGCACCAAUCGGAACAGGGCAGUUUGGAGAGGAAGAAGAGCACAAAGAUGGCGGAGCCUGGUACGGGAUUGGUGGAUUGAGGGGGUGGAGCUUAGUGAGGUAAUGAUGGGGGUGGGGCCUGGUGAGAGUGAGGCAGUUUACGAGAUGGUGCCCCCCAAGCCCAAAACAUGAGGGUGCAUUAAAUAAUAACAAGCCAAAGAGAGAAUAACAAAUGAGCAGAAAAACCCUGCUCCUUUGUAAACCUACUAGUUGCUUAUGUAACUCUGUGCUGGAUUGUGGCCCAGGGCUCCCUCAACCCUGUGUGCCUUCAUGUAGAAGGCCCGACAUACUUUGUGCAACUUCCUUUCGAGCGACCCCGCGCAGACUCGGCGCGGCCAGCAGGUCACCUGGUUGCAAGCCGCCAUCUUCCAAAAUCCUAGGCAAACACUAAUGUUCCAAGUCAUCUCCGAAACUUGUUGAAAUGGUCCCCGUCCCCUCUUUUCGUUCUUUUUAAUUUAAUGAACCGAGUUUGACUAGAAAGGCCCCAAACUUGUUCGUUGUUGACCCCCCCACCCACCCCAAAAAAGAAAUUUGGACAAAUCCUCCUUCUGAAACUACUGUCUGUGAUUACUCUCUUGUUUGAUUGCAAAUGUCUGUGUGAUUAAAACGGAAACAAAAUUAACAUGCAAGAAAUCUUAUUGCCAAAACGAACCCCAACCAAUGUAUGGUUUGUUUUACUUUGUUCUUGGUGCUUUUUUUCUGUCAAAAGAUCGUGUUCAUUAA